Molecule: messenger RNA, 1317 nt
Organism: Eremothecium cymbalariae DBVPG#7215
Lineage: Eukaryota; Fungi; Ascomycota; Saccharomycetes; Saccharomycetales; Saccharomycetaceae
Exons: 1
Coding region: 1-1317 (438 amino acids)
Biological process (GO): cardiolipin acyl-chain remodeling
Cellular component (GO): mitochondrial inner membrane
Molecular function (GO): A2-type glycerophospholipase activity
Source: RefSeq, a predicted model, not a curated record
AUGUUCAUUAAAAAUAAUAAAGCCUCACCUGUUCCGAACAUUCUAAGAUGUCUAAUCAAUAGUUCACAGUUUUCUAUUGAGAGGAACAAAUAUGGAGCAAAUAUGUCUUCAUUCACUUCACCGAAGCCUACACCUCCGACUGCGAUUCCAUUAAUGGAGAUUCUUUUGAAUAUCCCAUCGCUGUUUCCCAUGCCCCUUAAAGAAUCAUGGAAAGAUUAUAAAAUCUUUCAUGAUGACGUUGAUAAAUUCCAAACAGGUUUAUUAUCUACACUUCCAUUUUUCCCUUCUGCUGCUGAUGGCAAGAUUGGUGAAAUUAUCAGGACUCCGGUAGACGAAGAAGGAAAUUACAUUAAUGAAUUUUGCAUAAGGCCUAAUAGCCCUCCAGUUAACCCGAAGGACUCUAAGAUGCACCAUUUAAUCUUUGUGCAUGGGUAUGGUGCAGGUUUAGGUUUCUUUCUGAAAAACUUUGAGAAUAUAAAGCUGUUGAACAAUUCGUGGACAAUUCACGCUAUAGACUUUCCAGGAUAUGGGUUUUCUUCGAGACCCAAGUUCCCUUUCAGUAUAAAUAAAAAUACGGCAUCCGAAGUUGAGAAUUGGUUCCAUGAUAGGUUUGAAAUAUGGCUUCAAAAACGGGGUUUAUUGGAGGACCAAGAAAGAAAUUUGGUUCUGGCACAUUCCUUGGGUGCUUAUUUGAUUGCGCUCUAUGCACAGUCCCGCCCAAAGCAUCUGAAAAAAUUGAUAAUGUGUUCACCUGCUGGAAUCUGUCCAUCUAAUAAGGUUAUAAAGCAACCUCCUUGGUGGUUUGUGAAACUUUGGGAUCGUAAUCUUUCACCCUUUUCGUUGGUGCGAAAUAGUGGUAUUUUCGGAUCGAAGCUCACCAGUGGUUGGUCGUUCCGUCGUUUUAAACAAUUUUUGAAUGAGGGUACUAUGGGUGAGUCCCAGUUUCAAGCAUUACACAGGUACGCUUACGCAAUAUUUAAUAAGCCUGGAUCUGGAGAAUACUUAUUAAGUUUUGUAUUGAAAUGCGGUGGUGAUCCCAGAAGUCCACUACUAUCAAGGCUUUUUAAUUCUCAAGCGGCAGAUUCUUUUAAGGCUCAAUGUGACUGGUUAUGGAUGUACGGUGAUCAGGAUUGGAUGGAUUGCAAAGGUGGUGAACAGGCGUCUGAUUUCAUCGUUCGGCACAUAGGAAAGGAAUCAAAUGUUCAUGUGAUUCCACAAUCUGGCCAUCACCUAUACUUGGACAAUUAUUCAGUCUUUAAUGAAUUACUUCAAGCUGAGAUGGCAAAGAUGUCAGGCUUGCACACCACACAGCCUUAG